Messenger RNA from Neopsephotus bourkii (Bourke's parrot), 4796 nucleotides. It is a transcript of the gene VTI1A, whose product is annotated as vesicle transport through interaction with t-SNAREs 1A. Gene Ontology annotation, cellular component: SNARE complex; endoplasmic reticulum membrane; ER to Golgi transport vesicle membrane. The transcript is spliced from 9 exons. Gene Ontology annotation, molecular function: SNAP receptor activity; SNARE binding. Gene Ontology annotation, biological process: intra-Golgi vesicle-mediated transport; macroautophagy; vesicle fusion with Golgi apparatus. The record is from RefSeq and is a predicted model, not a curated record. Lineage: Eukaryota; Metazoa; Chordata; Aves; Psittaciformes; Psittacidae. The coding region runs from base 399 to 983 and encodes 194 amino acids.
GCGCCCGCCGGCGCCUCCGGGUCGGCUACCGCCCCCCAACAGUCCAAUGGCAAUAGAAUCCCGACGGGAAAUAGCGUCCCGCCGGUCGCGCCGCAGCCUUGUCUUUCCCCUCCACGGCCACGGGAGUUACAGGGUGUAAGCGGGCUGCUGCAGCGCCUGGGGCUGGAGUUCGAGCCCGCAAGCGAAGGUGUGGCGGGGCGGCAGCGGGGAGCCGUGCUGGUUGAAACACCUGAGCGGAGACGAAGAGUUCCGGCGGAACGCGUGGCGAGGUGCCCGGCGGCGGGGGGACGCCUUUGCGGGUAGCAGAACGCGGAAGCGGGUCGGUGCGGAGUGGAGGAGCUGAGCACGGUGUCUCCGCGGAGCGCAGUGGGGCUGCGGCCUCCCUUGCUGCCGUCGCCAUGUCCUCCGAUUUCGAGAGCUACGAGCAGGACUUCGCGGUGCUGACGGCCGAGAUCACGGGCAGGAUCGGGAAGGUGCCCAAGCUGGUAGGAGAUGAGAAGAAGCAGAUGGUUGCAAAUAUUGAGAAACAGCUCGAAGAAGCAAGGGAACUGCUUGAGCAGAUGGAACUUGAAGUUCGAGAGAUCCCACCUCAAAGCCGAGGAAUGUACAGCAGUCGAAUGAGAAGCUACAAACAAGAAAUGGGAAAACUUGAAGCGGACUUCAAAAGGUCACGAAUCGCCUACAGUGAUGAGGUGCGGAAUGAGCUCCUAGGGGAUGACGGGAAUUCCUCAGAGAACCAGUUGAUAAAAUUACGUGAAGAGAGGGCACAUCUGCUCGAUAACACAGAGAGGCUGGAAAGGUCAUCUCGGAGACUAGAGGCUGGAUACCAAAUAGCAGUGGAAACCGAGCAGAUUGGACAGGAGAUGCUGGAAAACCUCAGCCAUGACAGAGAGAAGAUCCAGCGUGCUCGGGAAAGGCUUAGAGAAACAGAUGCAAACCUGGGGAAGAGUUCCAGGAUCUUGACGGGAAUGUUGCGAAGGUAAGGCCAAGGAUCAUCCAAAACCGGAUUUUGAUCGUGGUUCUGGCAGUCAUCAUCAUCUUCACCACCAUGAUGGCUAUUUUUCUUUCUGUCAGGGGACGCUGAUAUCUUUGUUCUUCACUAAACAGCAACAAACUGCUUGUUCUGAGUAAUUAAGACAAAGUGGUCACAUGAAUCAUUCUCUUGCACUGACAGAGUCUCCCUCUCUUUUCCACUCUUCAGCUCAGGUGCAAGUGGUGUAAAAUAUUUUGUAUUAUGGAUGGCAUAGUUGGUGGCAUGUGACGUUGAUUAUUUUUUCCUACAAUUUUGUCUUUAUCUGAGUGUUUUCAGAAGCUUAAUAUUUGUUGGGGUGAAGGCUUGUUCUGGUUUAAAAAGACUUACCGUGUGUUGAAUUCUACCCCAGACAAUUAGCCUGUAAGUUAAGUCAGAGAAGAGGGUCUUUGCACUUGUGCUACAUGGGGUGUAUGAAUAUCAAGCAGUAUCUGACCUUCUGUGAUAUAGAAUAUAAGUAAAGCAGAGACCAAAUGAUGUAGAAAGUGAACCUGUCUCCUGUGACUAACUCCCGAUCAUGAAUUACUGUAAUAGAUGUAACAUGGUUAAGAAGAGUAGUUAGUUUUAACAAGAGAGCAACCUUAGGGUGAUGUUUAAUAUCUGAUGUGGAUCCAGCACUCUAUUUAACUUUUUUCUUUAAUAGGCUUUCUUUUCUGCAUUUUCAAAACAACUCCACUUUCAUCAAGAACAUAAUAAUGCAUUACGUACCCAAAAUGUAGUUGUGACCACAGCCCAUCUAUUCAGUCUCUUUUAAAUCUUCCAGUAUUGAUAUACAUACUGAUAAGCAUACACACUAGACCCUUACUGAAGAUUUAUAAAGAUACUUAUCUGUUCAUUGCUGAUUGAAAAGAGAUGCAAAGUAAUAGUUCAGCAACAAAUACAUGAUUAUAGUGCAUUAAAUGAAAAUCGGGAUUUUUAAUAUUGGCCUGACUAUGUUGCGACUGCACGUUGAAGAUAUUUUCAGUGUAUUCAAUUCUGAUGUGAUACUCCCCUUUUUAAACAGAAACUGUACAAAUGUUAAUUUAUACAUGCCUUUAGCUGAUAUAAUAUAUCAUAGUUUCAUCUACCUGUGUGUAAAUGAGCUGUUUCUCUUUUCCUAUUGGCUGUGCUUCUCCUAUAGACAGGCCUAGGUCAUUUGGCUUACAAUUAAGUUUAUGACUCCAGAAAAGGUCUAUUUCUGUUGAUGUGGCAAAAUGAUUUCCAUGAUAAUUUGUAAAUUAGUUAUAUGCAAUCCCUUACAAACGUUACAAAUUGAGAGGGAUUUUAAGCCCUUGAACUAAAGCUGUAAAAUCUUUUCAGAAAGAUGUUCAAAAUAAAAAGAAGCUGGUGGCUUUCAAACUCCCCCCAAAUUAGGUAGGAACUGAGCACCAAAUUCUUAUGUGUGCAUUAGUACUUUUGGGGUUUUGGCAUCCCUGCGGUCUCUGCCAACUUGCUCUGCUGACCCCGAGAGUUGAUUUUAGGAUAAACAUCUGGAGGUUGAUUUUGGCCGUAGAUACGUCCCCUGUUUUCUUUACAUGGAAACAAAUAACUCAGCUUAAAGGAUGUUGGUAUUGAUGCCACAGCUAAAGCCUUGAAAGAUGGUGAUGAACACAGAAUAAAUGCAUCCACAUGAAAAAUUAUACCCAUUGAAACAAAUGGAAAUGUGUAUGGUCAGCUGUGGUUUCUGCGCUAUAUGCAGCUCACAACAAAGUUCAGAAGUGGUUUCUGUGCCAGGUUUCUCUGCCAGCUCAUGUCUGUGGCUGUGGGGUUGUGUGAGUACAAGAGUUCCUGGGUAAUACAGCCCCAUGUUUUCGGGAGGUUCUGCACCUGUGCAGUGCAGCUCAGUCAUGUUCGGCUCCUCACCUCAAAGGCCAUGCACUGACAUGAGGCCAUGGGUGCCUGCUUUGCCUCCUCCUAGGGAACCUCUCCUUUUAUCUAUUUGAGGUGUGUCAUAUUUAUCACAUGCCUUUUGGACAUGGAAGGAUUUGGGUGUUCAGCUUACACUGUGGAGGCUGCCUGGCCUUCAGUCACAACGUGCACUCACGUUAAGCACUUGGGGUUGUGUAAGCAGAGCUCUGGCCAUUAGCUUCAAAUGAUGGCACUGGGCUGAGUUGAGGCAAAUUAGGACAAUGCCUGGCAGCAUUCAAAGGUAUUUAUUUUCUGCUAAGCAAAUUAGGAGAUGCAGAUUUUGUAAAGCAGAAAAGUGUCGAGAAAAUGUUAAGCUCUGUCCGUUGCCUAGACAUUCUCUGCGUUGCCUCAAUAAUUUAACUAUCAUGGGAAUUGAUUCAUGACUACUGAUCUUAACACUGACCUAUGACUAGGUUUUGCCCUCUAUCUAGCCACCUGCUGGAAUCAGCAAAAAGCUGAAAGGAAGCUAGUUUUCCUUAUCCCAGUAUAAAUCUGGGGCAUAGUGUCACAUCAGAUACAUCCACUCAGAUGGGAAUGAGGGAAAAAGAGAGACUGCCAUGCAAAGCCUUCAUCUCCACUUUUGAUGAACCCGCCAUCGUGAUGUUUCUCAUGCUAACCUGUUAAUAACUCUCUGUGCCUGCUUUGCAUCUUCGUGUACUCCCCACAUGUAAAAUAGUGCUCGGGUGGACAUUAUGCUCUUCAAAACGUGAUGUUACUGCUCUUUCCCCUUUUCCUCCGGCUCUGGAAGCAUGCGGGUGAGAUGCACGAGAUCCACACCGUUUGGUGGGGAUUGAGUGACUUCGGUUGAGAGCACAGCCUGAGCCACCCACAGGUAGGGUGACACCUCCGGGUCCAACCUUCCCCUGAACUAUUUUAGUGGCAUUUAUAGCACAUCUGUGAAUGAAUCGAAGAGCUUACAAAUGUAAACCUCAAAGAGCGAAAUGUUUCUAAUGUUGCCAGCCUUUGUGGAGAAAUGACAAAUUAAGAAGCGCACGCGUGGUGCUGCGUGCAAAUUCCAUCCUUGCUAAACAGCUGCACUCGCAGAAUAAAUAAACUAAUUCUAUGCUGAUACAAAAUCAAAAGCAAUUUAAUUAAAGGCUCUUAAGUUUUAAAGGGUUUUAAAUGCUAUACUUUUUGGGGAAAUAUCAGAAAAUGUAGCUUGACUGACGUCAGUUCCCAUCUCUGGGAUGGGAGGCCAUUUGCUAUUCUGUUUAAGGCAGGCUGGAUUGUCUUAUUUUGGAGCCAGCUUGGUGGGGGGUUUUCUUUGCUGCUGCUUCAGAGCUCUGAGCUUCAAAGGCUGAAAUUAAUGGUGAACAAAAUUGUGCGGCUCUGACCAUCCCAUGCGGGGCAAACCCAUCGAGGGUUAUCAUUAAGUAAAGAAAUAAAGAAAAAAAAACCCUGCCAGUUCCAAGAAAACCUCAUCAGAUAAUGACCUCUGUGAUUGGGUUUUCAUUACCAAACAGCAUCCAGAGAUUGUCUGCCCCAUAGAAGGAGGAAAAAAAAAAAAAAAGGGAAAAAAAAGAAAAGAAAAAGAAAGAAAAAGCAACUGUGUCUCUCUCUUUCUCUCUCUCGCUCUCUCUCUCCCCUUUUUUUUUUUGCACAUCUUUUCUUUAAACCUGUCAGAUCAUUUCAGUAUUUCAAAUCCGAGGAAAACAGCCUGCCUGCUGCUGUAUUUGAAGUUGUAAUGGUGUCAAAAAGUCACGACUGACUGACAGCCGUCAGUCCCAGAGGAGCUCAUUAAAUCAUAAAAACUUGACAAGGAAAUAAUUGAGCAUCACUGGCAACUUGGCGCCUGUUUAGACGUUUUUAUUUUCUUUCAUUAUUAGUCCCCACCAUUACGUUCAUUAACAAAUUGCAUUAAACAACUGUUAAGGGCUAA